UUAGGGCGUCCAUCUUUAUGCGGGGCGCCUCACACUGACUGACACUGUGCCGUGUGGAGCAUCAAAACACUGCGAGCUACCCGAACACACAAACCUCUGCUGAUCUGACGUCGCUGCUUUUUGUCCUGACAGUUUGACAACAUGUACUUCGGCCGCGGUUUCACCGUCAUCGCCUGCUGGGUGUUGGUCGGGUUGGUUCUGGGUUUAGAAGAUGGCCCGGACCGCCCGGUUAUCGGAGCUCCGGGAUCUCCGGUCCGUCUGGCGGAUUCUGACCCAGGGGUUAUGAAAGCAGUGAAGUUCGCCGAGGAACGAUAUAAUAUGGGCUCCAACGCGAUGCAUAUACGGCGUGUCAGCAAAAUCCUUUCUGCCAGCAAACAGCUGGUGAAAGGUAUCCGGUACAGUAUUAUGGUGGAGAUUGGGAGCACUCAAUGUAAGAAAGCUGCAGAACUGAGCGCUGUGGACACCUGUGACUUCUUCCUAGAGCCUCACAAACAGAAGACUGAGGUUUGUUUGUUCGAGGUUUGGGACAUUCCCUGGGAAAAUAAAUCCACGCUACUUAAACAGAAAUGCCAGCCUGCGGUUUUGAAGGAGCUCAAAAAGGUUGCGGCUGUACCUCUAACCCACAGCAAACCCAUGAAGGAAACUGUGGAGCUUCUGACCAUGUUUAAAAACUUUAUGAUUACAUACAACCGAACAUACAGCUCUCAAGAAGAGGCAGAGAAGCGUUUGCACAUUUUCCAGGAGAAUAUGAAAACCGCACAGACGCUCCAGUCUUUGGAACAGGGAUCAGCUGAGUACGGCAUCACCAAGUUCAGCGACCUCACAGAGGAUGAGUUCAGGAUGAUGUACCUGAACCCAAUGCUGAGUCAGUGGAGUCUGAAGAAAGAGAUGAAGCCUGCGAGUCCAGCCAGCGCACCCGCUCCUGACACCUGGGACUGGAGGGACCACGGAGCGGUCAGUCCUGUGAAGAAUCAGGGGAUGUGUGGCUCUUGCUGGGCAUUUUCUGUGACUGGAAACAUCGAGGGACAGUGGUUCAAGAAAACUGGACAGCUGCUUUCUCUUUCUGAGCAGGAAUUGGUGGACUGUGAUAAGCUGGACCAGGCAUGUGGAGGCGGGCUGCCAUCUAACGCUUAUGAAGCCAUCGAAAACCUUGGAGGUCUGGAGACUGAAACAGACUACAGCUACACUGGACACAAGCAGAGCUGCGAUUUCGCCACAGGGAAAGUGGCCGCCUACAUUAAUAGCUCAGUGGAGCUGCCCAAAGAUGAGAAGGAGAUUGCUGCUUUUCUGGCUGAGAAUGGUCCGGUGUCUGCUGCCCUCAACGCUUUUGCCAUGCAGUUCUACAGAAAGGGAGUUUCUCAUCCUCUGAAGAUCUUCUGCAACCCGUGGAUGAUUGAUCAUGCUGUGCUGCUUGUGGGAUUCGGACAACGUAAUGGCGUUCCCUUCUGGGCCAUCAAGAACAGCUGGGGAGAGGAUUAUGGAGAGCAGGGUUACUAUUACCUGUAUAGAGGAUCCGGACUGUGUGGAAUCAACAAGAUGUGCUCAUCUGCAGUUGUAAAUUAGACACACACACAUGUAUACAUGGUUUACAGGGACAUUCCAUAGACGUAAUAUACUUUAUACAGUAGAAAACACUUAUUAUAUGGCCCUAAAACUCAACCCUCAGAGGAAACCCAAUGACAAAUUUUAAUGUCAAAAUAAUUAGUCAAAUAUGGUUUUUAAGCGUUCUGAAUUACAGGGACAUGAGGUAAUAGAGUACUAGGUAAUAUUUGUACUCUGUUGUGGUAAAACUACCUUAAAAGAGUACAAAUAAGUCCUUCCCACAUCGUUAUACAAGGUUGUGUCCCUGUAAACCACAUAAACCUGUACACACACACACAGCAUGGACACAAAAGCAAUUGAAAAGCGCUCAGUCAUGAACAUGUGAUGAUCCGAUUUAGUACAGAGUUCACAUUCGUCAUGUGACCCGCAAACACAACAGUGUAAAACGUGCAUUCUGCACAUAUUUCAUCCAUAUAAGCACAUUAUUCUCAAUAACCCAAACAUGUGAAGCAUUUCUCUCUGUGUGCUGUUUGCUGUUACAUACCCUGCUAAACAUGGGUUGUAUUCUCACACUAGCCCGACUGACCAUACCUCAGACCCUCAUGUGCAGUGAUAUUAAGGACACAGCAGAAAAACCAAAUAGCACAAAACUGACCGCACAUCGUUUACCGCGUUACUAAUAUAACCACUGCACAUGCUAUUGUGAUUUUAUAGUGUUUUACUCUGCUUAGUUUUUGUGGACUAAUGUUUAAUUAAAACUCUUCAUUUUAAUCCUGCUGAAUAGAUUAAUGAAUCAUUUUAAUGCAUUAUUAAUAUUAUUAAGCGAUUGAACACUGGAUUUUUGCGUUAUCUCUUGUGAUCAUUCCGUUAAAUAUGAGCAGGGCUGUUUUCCCCCCACUCAUUUUCCUCAUUUUUGAUCAUAUUUAGCUGCUGAUUGUUCUUUCAAGUGGAAGAUUAGUUUGAAGUUUGCUUUGUUGUUAGAAAUGCUUAAUAAUUUUCUCAUUUGCUGUACUGUUUAAACUGGCUGUAACUCUCAAUGCAAUUAUAUAGUGGAAUUGCUGAAUAAACAACCAAACAUCUCA
This is a messenger RNA of Danio aesculapii, 2624 nucleotides long. RefSeq names its product cathepsin F (gene ctsf). Gene Ontology annotation, molecular function: cysteine-type endopeptidase activity; cysteine-type endopeptidase inhibitor activity. Bases 142 to 1563 code for a protein of 473 amino acids. The record is from RefSeq and is a predicted model, not a curated record. NCBI's taxonomy places the organism in Eukaryota, Metazoa, Chordata, Actinopteri, Cypriniformes, Danionidae. Gene Ontology annotation, cellular component: lysosome. The transcript is spliced from 14 exons.